This is a messenger RNA of Cervus elaphus (red deer), 871 nucleotides long. Its product is annotated as odorant-binding protein-like. The record is from RefSeq and is a predicted model, not a curated record. Gene Ontology annotation, molecular function: small molecule binding; odorant binding. The transcript has 8 exons. The coding region runs from base 277 to 636 and encodes 119 amino acids. NCBI's taxonomy places the organism in Eukaryota, Metazoa, Chordata, Mammalia, Artiodactyla, Cervidae.
GGCAUCUGUCUGAGCUUCACCUUGACUGGCCACAAGCAGACCAAGGAGAAAACUGAAGAGCAGAAACUUCAUCUUGUUGACUCGAAGGACCCUUAUUCUCUAGAAGCUGAGGGUGUCCCAGUGGUUCUGCUCUUCAGUCUUGUCCUUGGUCUGCUUGUGGCCAGUGAAGGUGAAGCUCAGACAGACAACUCACAGUUCACAGGAAGAUGGAUAUCUCAUUACAAUGCCGCUGAUAACGUAGAGACGAUCACCGAGGGUGGGGCAUUCCACACUUUCAUGCGUUACAUUGAGUUUGAUGAAGAAAAUGGCACAAUACUGUUCCACUUUUAUGUCAAGGAGAAUGGAGAAUGCAUAGAAAAAUAUGUCUCAGGCACAAAGGAAGAAGACUUUUAUGCUCUUGACUACGCGGGUAACACUGAAUUUCGACUUGUUAAUGCAGACAACAAUGCUCUCAUAGCUCAUGAUAUCAAUGUGGAUGAACAUGGCAAGAAGACAGAAGUGGUGCAAUUGUUUGGUUCAGGAGAUAGUGUUAACUCGGAAAACAUAGAGAAGUUCAACAAUGCAGUGAGAGAAAAAGGGAUUCCAGAAGAAAAUAUCCAGAAUAUCAUCGAUAAUGAUACCUGUCCAGAGGAGUGAAAAAAAGUGACUCUGACACUUUUAAAGAGUAACUGAGAUGAGACACAUCCUUGUCUCAAUGGAAUCAAGAUCAACAACACGAAGACGACUCUCCUGGUUCCUGAUUAACAUGAUCGUGCUCUCUUCACAUUCAUACUCCCUCUCCUGUCUCAUCUCUCCUGGUGACUAAAUCAUGUCCUGGUUGGUGUUACUUGAUUUCUGAAGGUUUAAAUAAAUUGAUUAAAUAUUUGCCCUG